This is a messenger RNA of Coniophora puteana RWD-64-598 SS2, 4090 nucleotides long. RefSeq lists its product as uncharacterized. The record is from RefSeq and is a predicted model, not a curated record. The transcript is spliced from 6 exons. Lineage: Eukaryota; Fungi; Basidiomycota; Agaricomycetes; Boletales; Coniophoraceae. The annotation marks the transcript as partial.
CCGGCGUCGGACUCGGUGGGGGAGGACGAGGAUAUUAUGUCUGUUCUGUCUUCUCCGUAUCCUGCUUCGUCUCCAGCCGGAGAGGACGAUGCUUCAAGGGCCAUCGACCCGCGUUCUGGGUUUGUCACUGCUACUGUUGUGGCUACGCCCGUAUCCGUACCCGCGCCAGCGUCACAGUGUUCCCCAGCACCAGCGUUAGCGACGCCUGCCAAAUCGACGUCGUCCGAGGAAGACGUGUCGACGGUGACUUUCCCCUCUUCGGUCAAGGUCGCGUGUGAGGACGAGGACGUCGAUGUCGCCUAUACCGCUGUCCCGCGCGUUGAGCCUGCUCUUGUGCCCCGGGUGCCUGUGUCUGCCUCCGCCUCCACCCCUGCUUCCGCCCGAACACCGGCAUCGCCGGCCGCAUCGAGUGAGGAAGACGUGUCCACGGUGGCCUUCCCCUCUGCAGACGACAUGGAGACCGAGGACGACGAUGUCGAUGCGACGGUUGUCCCGCGCUCUGCGAUUGUGUCCCCGCCGCCCGCGUCCGCUCGAACAUCAACACCGGCGCUGCCCGCCAGAUUGUCCGGGGAAGAUAUGGCUUCAGCAUUGGUUUUCUCGUCUGCAGCAGCAGCCGAUAGCGGAGCCGUGGACGAUGAUGUCGAUCCGUCUGCCUCGCGCUCGGCGCUUACGUCUCCGGCGCCUGUGCCCGCGUCCGAGUCUGCUCGAACGCUGGCGUUGCCUGCCACCAUGGCUGAGGGGAAUGUGGCUGCGGUGGCGUUUCCUUCUGCCGACGACAUGGCGAACGAGGACGGAGAUGUCGACGCGUCUGUCGUACGUUCUGCGCUUGCGUCUCCGGCGUCUGCGUCGGUAUCCGCGUCUGCUCGAUCGCCGGCACUACCUGCCACCAUGGCUAAGGAAGAUACGGCUGCGGCGGCUUUCCUGUCUGCAGACGACGUCGCAGCUGGGGGUGGCGGCGUUCAGUUUGCUGCUGGGCGCUCCGUGGCCGAGCCUUCCGCGCCUUCUCGAGCUCCCGCGCAUGGCAUUCCGAAGGAAGAGCAAGGCGCGUCUAACCCGCCUGCGGCCGACGUCAAGAGCGGGGACGCCGACGCUCGGAUUGCUGUUCCGCGCCCGUCGCUCGCGCCAUCGGUGUCUGUAUAUAUACCAGCUCAAGGCGACGUUGAGAGUGGGAACGGCGGUGUUCGGGCGGUCGAGCCGCGUUCUAUGCUCGUAGCUGAACCCGUGUCUCCGUUCGCCUCGCCUCGAGCGCCCGCAGAGCCUGCCAGCCCCGCGAAGGAGGACAUAGUUGACGCGUCCAUCUCGAUACGUGGUCCUGCGGAGAACGACGUUCGGGCGGCUGUUCGGCGGUCGGUGACUACGCCUUCGAGUUUGCCUCCUUUGCCAGUCUUUGACGAAGAAGACGAGGUCGAGGCGCUUUCGUCUAUGUAUCUCACGGACGACGUCGCCUCAGAAGGUGGCGACAGCGAGGAGGCGCAGUGGGAAGCGAGCUCUACCCUUGAGCUGUCUCCGACACCGCAGCGCACUGCAAUCCCGCGACUAUCACCGGCGUUUUCGCGAAGUCGGUCAGUGUCAGAGGAGACGGCGGACAGGACUGUGACUGUCUUCGACGCUGGCGAGUCUAUCUCGGACGUGUCCCUUUCGAGCUACGUUGCUGCUAGCGCUGCAGAGCAGUUGGCGGACGACUACGAACUGUCGCCGUCUCCAGUCGCUUACUUGUCCACUUUCUUGGGCGAGGCCGAGUCUGUGUCUCCCGUGGCUCCUCACGCCAUUAUCGACGAUAUCGAGCAGACAGCUUACGACUACGAACGGUCUCCGUCUCCCGUUGCUUACCUGGCCAAUUUCUUGAGCGAAGCCGAGUCUGCGUCUGCAUCUUCCACGGGAUCCUACGCGAUCGUCGAUGAUGUCGAGCAGGUAGCGGGUGAGUACGAGCUGUCUCCGUCGCCGGUUGCCUACUUGGCCACUUUCAUGGAUGAAGACGAGAUUGCGUCUGCCACGUCUCUCGACGACGUCCCGGGUGGUGGUGAGCAGACAGUCGACGGUCGUGUGCUGUCUCCAUCUCUGGUUGCUUAUGUGGUCACUCCGCUAGAUGAAGUCGGGAUUCUGCCUUACGCGUCUCCAGCUGUUGCAUCGGUCAAUAUCGUGCAAGAGAUUGCCAGUCGCCAGUUGUCUCUAACCCCUGUCACUUCUUCGGGCGCUUCGUUGGACGCGGUGGAGGCUUUGGGUUAUGGGUCUACAGUCACUGCGGCCAUUGGCACUGUGCAAUCCGCCAGGCGCGUGCUCCCUCCGUCCCCGAGUGUUUCUACGAUCACACCCCUAGGUGAAGUCGGGACUCUGCCCUAUGCGUCCCCGGCCGCCGCAUCAGUCCAUACCGUGAGGGCUGCCGAUCGCGAAUUGCCUUCAAGCCCUGUCACACCUUCGGUCGUUCCACUGGAUGUAGCGGAUGCUGUGGCUGACGUGUCCCUAGCCAACGCGGCGAUCAGCAUAGUCCAGUCCGCCAGCUGCACAGGCCCUCCGUCCCCGGUUGCUUCUGUGGUCACUCCUUUGAGCGAAAUCGAGGCGCUGCCUCGCGCGUCCCCAGUUGCCGCUCUAACCGAUAGCGUACGAACACCCACCAGUCGUCAGCUACCUCUUUCCCCCGCGACUUCGGUAGUUACACCAACAGGCAUAGCUGGCAUCCUACCCGCAACCCCAGUCGCUGUUCCGGUCAAUGCCGUACCAAUAGCUGCCAAUCGUGGAUUGUCUCCAGCCCCUAUUGGUCCAUCAACUUCACCGAACGAUGUCGAAGGUCUAUCAUACGGGUCUCCAACUAACGCGCCAGGCACUACUCAACAAGGACAAGGCUUUGAGUCGUCAUCUUUCUUCGCAUCCGCCGUCACUCCACCAUCCUUGGGCGAAGCAGAUACAUCUCCCCGCAGGUCUCCAGUCUUCACUUGCCCCAAUGACCAGCGAAGAGAACCCAAUGUCGAACUAUCACCCGCACCUGUAUCUCCCACCAUCCCACCUUCAUCAGCCACGCCAAUUGGCGACACCGAGGAUUUACCUUAUGCGUCUAUAGCGAUUGCCGCAGGGAUUUCUGCAGACGUCAAUCAGGAGACAGAAAACACCAUCGAGCUGCCGCCCGCACAAUUGGCUGAAUCCAGUGUCGUCACACCAACUGCCUCAGCAUUUGCACGACAUCGCGCGGCCUCAGACCUUACUGUUAUCGGACGCCCUACUCCUCGCUCCGCGGAUUCGCACGCUUCGUCCAUGUGGGCAGCUGAGUUGGACGACGACUUCGAGGAGACGGAGGCGGAAUAUGGCGCCUUGCAGUCACUGUAUGCCCGCCUGAUGGACACCAAUUCCAUGCGCUCACAGAACGAGUCGUCUGAUGUUGCAUCCUCGUCUACGGCACAGGUUGAGCCUGAUACGCCUGUGGUCCGCGGGCGGAGUGUGGUGGGCAGCUCUUCGAGCGUACACCCCACGCCGAUGGCCAGUCGUCGCGUGUCGACGGCGAGCUCACUAGAGGCGCCAUCGUCGACAAAGGUGCCUUUGGGCUUCCGGCGUCAGCGUGAUCCCUCGUCUUCUGUAUCGUCAUCUCGAUACCCGUCCCCGGCUCCUUCUCCCCAGCCUUCCGAACCACCACUUUCUGCUUCGUCUUCAUCUUUGUCUCUCCGAAUACAUACCGACAUGGAAUCAGUAAUAGAACAUAGCCCCGAUCCCUCCAACUCCAGUGCAUCCGACAUAGCAUCUACACCUUCAUCAGCAAGUUCACGACAUAGCAAGUUAAUACCACUCAGACUAACAAUGCUUUCACGGCAAUCGUCACGUUCAUCUGCAUCAUAUACUUCACCUCCCAUAGAUACCUUAUCUGGACAUACUCGUAACUCAAUUAUAUCGCAACGCUCUAGUGUAUCCUCAUCUCAAUCGCUUUUGCAAAAUCAUCUGCUUUCGUCUGCACGUUCGUCCCAGAUACCCCUGCACAAUAACACACGGCCACGAGCCUACGCCUCUCGUUCUCCAUCGUCCGCCGCAUCCAGCUCUUCCCACGCUCCUUCAUCUGCAAAUUCCCCUUCUAGUGUUAGUGCACAUAGUACACGAUCGAACGCUGCAC